AUGGCUAACCUUACACUGUUUUGUAACCUUCUAAAAAUGUUGACCGAAUUUAGAGCAGUUCUCUCAAAAAGUUUUAUUUCUUAUUUAAAAAUACCUGUAAGAUUCAAAAGUCAAAGAAGGAAUUUGGGAAAACCUCCUGGGGUCGCUAAGACCCUAGCUCAACGCCUUGAAGAAAUAAACUAUGAAGAUCCAAAAGUUUGUUUUAAGGUGAACAUUGGUUUUUUGAAAAAUAAGAUAUCUAGGAGGGAAGUGAUUGAAAAACGUUUAAAACACAUAAAAAAUAAUAGGAAUGAUCCAACUUUGGAACUGGCAGCGAGGAACAAUUCUUUAAUUGUGCCCCUGGAUGAUGUAGAAGAAGAAUGGGCUUUCAAUAAUGGACCGGAGCACAUCAAGGCGGCUGCUGAACAUUAUGGAAUCUUUGACCACCUUUUUGGUGAUGCAGUAUUUCUUCCAGUUGUUCCUUUAAGAAUAAAUUAUAAUUCUGGAGAAGAACAACAUCUGGUAUACAGAGGAAAUUACCUUACUCCAAGUUUGUUGACAGAUGCACCACAAGUGAAAUACCAGGCGAGUCCGGAUUCAUUUUGGACUUUGCUUAUGUCAACUCCAGAUGGUCAUUUACAGGAUAGUGAAAAAGAAUACGUUCAUUGGUUAAUUGGUAAUAUCAAAGGAAACGAUAUAAAUAAUGGAGAAGUUCUGUUUCCUUACCUUCAACCAUUUCCAAUGAAAGGUUUAGGUUAUCUACGGUACAUUUUUAUCCUUUUUAAGCAAGAAUCUGAAAUGGAUUAUAGCAAUUUAAAGAACAAAAUUUCUUCCAAGUUGGAUUUAUCUGAAAGAACUUUUUCAACAUAUGAAUUUUAUAGAAGGAGAGAGGCACAGCUGACGCCAGCUGGUCUCGCUUGGUUUCAGGCUGAUUGGGACCCAUCAGUCACUGAUUUCUUUCAUAAAAAAGUGGAAUCUGAAGAAGAGCCAGUUUUUGUAUAUGACUUUCCAAAGCCCACUUAUAGAAAACAGGAAUGGUACCCAAAAAGAAGGCCGUUUAACUUAUACUUAGAUCGAUACAGAGAUGAAAAAGAAAUCGCUAAAGAAUAUUUAAUGAGGAAAUUGAAUAAAACUUUUCCAUUCGCUCCUCCUCCACAACCACAUCCCUUCCCUAAUGCAAUUCCAUUUAAGGAAAACACCCCUUCUUGGCUGAAAACAGAAAUAAGAAAGAGAAGGCUUUUGCAGGCAAGAGCUUUUGAUUAUGCCUAAGAAGGAAUUAAAUUUUCAAAAGAAGGAAUGAGAUUAAAUUGAAUUUUGAAUUCCGUUUGAACUUGUAAUAGUGAAAUUAGUUUUCUGAAAAGAUAUUGUAGUAAGUUAUUUUCAUUCAGCUAAUUGUCUUCCCUAAUUGUAUAUCAUUAAUAAGUAUCAACCUCAGUUAAUGCAAAAAGUAUUUCUUUUAAAAAUAACGUUAGGAUAACAUAUAUUACAACAACAAAGUAUGUGACAUCAAUUUUUUGUAUUUUUGAAAUUAACUUUGUGUUUUGAAACAAUCUUAACACACUCUGAUAUGUAUGUUUUGUAAUAUUUUGGACUUAGGUACUGUCCUCAUUUCGUUGCAUUGUGUAUAUCUUGUAGUCUUUGUUAACAAAUGAAAAUUUAUAUAGUUUUUAAUUUCUAUUUAAAAUCAUUAGUUUGGGCAAUAAUAAUUGAACCAAGAAAUAAAAUAUCAGAUGAAUGAAAAUAUGGAAAUUUAUAAAAGAUAAUUUCAUAAUUUAUCUAAAAUAAUAAGCAUUGAAAUACUAUAGUGUACAUAUAUUUUUUUACAGCGGUACUAUCUCAAAUCUAAUAAG
This is a messenger RNA of Nezara viridula (southern green stink bug), 1829 nucleotides long. The record is from the annotation of a GenBank genome assembly. Lineage: Eukaryota; Metazoa; Arthropoda; Insecta; Hemiptera; Pentatomidae.